This is a messenger RNA of Ailuropoda melanoleuca (giant panda), 7438 nucleotides long. It is a transcript of the gene S100PBP, whose product is annotated as S100P binding protein. Gene Ontology annotation, molecular function: calcium-dependent protein binding. Lineage: Eukaryota; Metazoa; Chordata; Mammalia; Carnivora; Ursidae. The record is from RefSeq and is a predicted model, not a curated record. The coding region runs from base 3745 to 4980 and encodes 411 amino acids. The transcript is spliced from 7 exons.
UCGAUCCCAUAACGCCGGGAUCACGCCCUGAGCCAAAGGCAGACGCUUAACCGCUGUGCCACCCAGGCGCCCCCUGUCUAAAUUAUCUUAAAAAUAUUUUCUUUUUAAAAAGAAACCUGUUGCUGCAGCUUAGUAAUAGUUUCUGUGCCCCUGUGGGAUGAGAAUCCUGGAAUCCAUAUCUAGUGAAAUGUUAACCUAAAACAGAUUUCCAGCCCUGGGUUGUUUUUCUGUCCUACAGUAUUUCCAUUUACUUCAAAGGAAGUUGCAGAAUUCUUACAGAUAAUUUCAGUUCACUUUGAUUUUAACUGUUAUGCCCAUUUUAUGGAGUGAUAAAGCCUAGAGAGGGCCUUUUGUGCUGUGUGCUGCACACCUAUUGCCUAUGGGGAAGGUUGGAAAUCAAAGGCCUGUCCCUUGGAAAUAAUCUUUGCCCUUGGCCAUGCCUAUCAGAUCUAGCUUGGUAAUGGCCUUGGUUUUAGAACCUUGAAAGAGGAUAAUAUGGGGUUGUGUCUGGUGUUGCAAUUUUAGUGGCCUGAAUAAAAAUAAGGCUUUGUGCUCUAAGGCAAUAGGUUUUCUUAGGUACGAUAAAAAUAGCAAGGGAACCAGUUUCUGAGGUUGCAGCUAGGUGGUUAGAGAACAGAGCGAGGGGGUGGUAAACUGAAGUGUGAAGAAGGGGGUGGACAGGUGAGAGAGAUGGGGAAGGACAGAAUAGGGUCACAGGAGGGAUGGGGAACCAGAGGAAUUAUGAGAUAGACUUGGGAGAUGGGGAAAAUAUUCUUCCCUUAAAGAUAAAGAGAUUCUCAUUUUAGGUGGAACUUACAGAGCAAGUGCCAAGAAAAGCAGUUAAUGGUAGAAUGGCAGACAGAGAAGUGCUAAGUGAAUGUCUUUUGGACAUUCACUUUAGACCUUAAUUUUAUCUGAGAUUUCCUCCCUCUUGCAAAUUCAUAAAAUAUCAACUUUAAUUAGUAUAGGGUUUUUAGGUUUGGAGUGCUUUCAUAAACAUCGCCUCAUUUGAUCCUCAUGUUUGAAGUUAACGGCGUAUAAUUGUAUCCCCCAUUUUUCAGAUAAAUGUUAUCUGAAUUGAGGUUCAGAGACUUUAAGUGACUUGUGAGGUCUCUGAAUUUUAGUUCAGUUGCUCUAUACAGGAUACUUCAGUAACCAUUAAUUUGAAGGAUUUGCCUGAUAUUUCAGAUGUCCACGCAGCAUGGUCUUUAAUUAAUUCAGCGGACGCUCCGUUAAACUAGAAGAGAUUUGAGUAUACUAGAUAAUUUCUUAACAAGCAAGGACCUAGGGGAUGUUCUCAACUAGAUUAGCAUUCUUUCCUACCAUUCCUAGGCUUUGUUAAGACUCUUAGGAGUCAGGGAGGUGAUGAUGGGAUGAAAUAGAAACUAUAGCCACUACUUACCGAGCUUUUCCAUCGUGCUUGUUGGUAGUACUUGAUGUGCAUUAUGUUCAUGGUCUCCUUUAAUUCUGGCAACAACACUAUGAGGUAGCGACUGUGAUGGUCUCUGUUGUGUAGGAGAGGACAUUUGAAACUACAGAAUGUAGUCAUUGUCUUUCUCUACUGACUUCUUAAUUUAAAAAUAUUUUUAUUAUUAAAUAUUUUAAGCGUAUAAAAUUUAUAGGAAGUAACAAUGAUGUCAUUAUGCACGGCAUUCAGCUUUAUUUUAUCGAUGUAGGCAGGCUGAAUCCGAGGACUCAGAGGGGGUCUUUUUCUGUGUCAAAGUAAAUAAAUAAAAUCUUUAAAAACAAAACAAAACAACAGAAUAAUCUGGUAAAGUGGGGGAGUGGAUGGGAUAACGUUUGCUAUGGGUUGGUAGUUGUUGGGGCUGUGGUGGGUAUGUGAGGGCUUCUUAUACUGUUGUUAUUUUUGUGUGUGUUGUAAGUUAUGUGUAAUAAAAAGCAUUUUUUAAAAUGAGGAAAUAAAAUUGUAGAGAGAAUGACUUGUGCAAGUUAAAAUUAUAUAUAUGUACGUGUAUAUACAUAUAUACACAUGUGUAUAUACAUAUACAUACAUGUACAUAUAUCACACACAUAUAUACAUACAUAUACAUGUACUUAUGUGUGUGUGUAUGUGUGUGUGUAUAUAUAUAUAUAUAUAGUAUUAUUUUGCGUGCUUUCGCUCCUAAACACCCUGGAACAUUCUCUGAAAGAAGCUCAGAAGAGCGAGCUCUGUGUCUGUGGAUGUCAUGUGGUAUAGGGAUUGAUGCUUUCAGUUGUUGUGAAGGAUAUUGGUCCUGUGUGUGCACAGUCAAGUUUCCAAGUAAUGAUGUUUUUCUUCCAGUGAGAUGUGGCCACAUUCAUGGGUAUUUCUCAUGUUCUAUUCUACCUGGGAAGUCAAGGGAAGCCUGUGUGUAAUAAAGUGGUUUAAAUUAUUUUUGCCAAGGGAUCAAAAGCCCUCUUCAGUAUCUUUAUCUUUCAUAGUAUAUUAGAGAGUGUGCUGAAAUUAGGAAGACUCCGCCAUUUGUUGACCCACCCUGGGCAAAUCUAUGACGGGUAGCAGAAAAGACAUUACCUUUGGAAUUAGACCUGCGUCUAGAUCCUUGUCCUAGCAUUAUUAGGUCUGUGUGCUUGGUUAAGUUACUUAACGCCUCUCACGUUAGUUCCCAAGAGUGAACAUUUAUUGAACUCUUCAUUUGGUCAUGCCAGCUGUUUGAACUAGACCCUUUGGAAGCAGUUUGAGUGAGAGUGGAGAUAGUGGCUGAGAAAGGGCAUCUCAGAAAUAUAGCUGCUUACCCUCAGUUCCUGUGAUACUUGUGCUUGACAUCUACAAACUUUAAGUAAACUUUUUCUUACUGCAGCCUAAAGAAACAAUAUAAAAUAACCCAAUCACUCGGCAGAGAAAAUUACUUUUCUCUUCACUGCUUCAAUGCCUGCAGUGCCUGGAACUUUCUCAUAACAAUGCUGGAAUAUUGGUAAAAUAAGAUAAAAAGUCUUAGCAGCCCUAAGUUUAAAUAAAACAGAAAGCUUAGUUUAUUUGGCAGGGUCUAUGUUACAGAGUUAUGUUGAGAAGUUAAAUUAGAAGUUUUAAAAUAUGUUUCACAGUGCCUGGCUUGUAAUUGGUACUUAGUAUUUCUUGCUAUCACAUCAUUUAUGAGUAAAUUUAACUAAGCUUCUUCUUUUUAAAAAAUUUUAUCUCCCCCCCCCGUUUUACUGAGAUACAAUUGAUAGAGUGUAUUAGUUUAAGGCGUAUGAUGUAAUGAUAAAUGUACAUAUUACUAAAUGAUUACCACAAUAAGGAUAGUUCACAUGUAUCACCUCACAUAGUUACAAUUUUUUUCUCAUGAUGAGAACUUUUAAAACCUACUCUCUUAGCAACUUUCAAAUAUAAAAUACAGUAUUGUUAAUAUAGUCACCAUGUUGUACAUUAUGUAAACCCAUUCUAACUCUAAAUUCUGUAAUCCUCUCCUUUCCUUCUCUUUUUCUAGUACUUUAUUGUCCAUACCAUUUUAUAUUUUCUCAUAUUGGUGCAUAACUUUCAAUUUAUCUCCCUAAGAGGAUUAUACAUUUUUUUUUUUUAAGCAGGUUCCACGCCCAGCGUGGAGUCCAAUGUGGGGCUCAAACUCACGACCGUGAGAUCAAGACCUGAGCCAAAAUCAAGAGUUGGAUACUUAACUGACUGAGCCACCCAGGAAGGUGGGAGUCAAUCAUUUUGACAAGUCUCCUGAAAGGAACAGCUAGCGGGAGCUGAAACCUUUUUCCAUUUGGUCUCGUGGCAAAGAGAUCACACCAGCAGCUCCACACAAUAUGACGUGCUCACUAGUGCCCUCUGAACGGUCUUCUGGAUCUUCUCUCUUGCCUAAAGACAAUGCACCAUUUUCUUGGGGUUCCUUGGAUGAAGAUGGAUUGGAUGACUCCUUACUAGAUCUGUCUGAGGGAGAAGAGGAUGAUGGCCAUUUCAGUUUCACAGAGGAAGAUAUUCAGGAGCUCUUGAAGGAUGAUGACUUUAAAGAUGAUAGCAGGAGUGUUGAGAAGGGAGGGCAAGGGAGUCAGAUUCUAUUUGACACUUCCCAAGAGAAAAAUUCAUUGUGCAGCUUGGGACCAGUAGCUGAGACCCCUGGCCUCUUAAAACUACCUCAACUAAGUACAUCAGUUGGUCAUGGACCAACUCCUACUAAACCAUUAAACAGACACUUUGCACUAGAAAAAAAUCUUAUAAAAAUAACAGUUGUUACACCAUUUGAUCCAACAGUUUGUGAUGCUGUGCUCGAUAAGGACAAGACCGAUUCAUCCAAAGAUACCGAAAAACCCUCGUCCCUUGGGGAAGAGAUGAGAAAAGAUGGUCUUAGCCCAAAUGAGAGCAAACUCUGCACUGAGUCUGAAGGGAUCAGUCCCAGUCAUUCUGCUUGGGAUGUGCCUCCACUCUCUUCUCCUUCAGACAAUGACUUUGAACAAACUGUGUCUGAUAAAAAUAUACCAGACAGUAAGAGACCUACACCUGUAUUAUCUCAGAUCUUGGACCACUCAGAGACUCCUAACACGGGGUCAUCCUGGAAAAAUGAAUUACAUAAGUCAAAUUGUGAAGUGAGGUUUCCGGUUGUUUCCAGUUCAUCAAACAAACAGGAUGUUCUUAACAAGGAUUCGGGGAAGCUGAAAGUCAAUGAGAGAAGACUAGGCAAAGUCAUUCCUGUUCUUCAAGCCAAAAGAAGGACUAAUGUUCCGACGUCUUCACAAUCAGAUCUAGAAAAGCAGAAGGAAAGUUAUCUCAAGGAAGUCAUUGCUCAUAUAGAACACCCGAAGGACACUAACCAAGGUGCCUUGGGGGAACUGUAUGCCCUGAUGGGUCAAGUUCAUCACAUGCAGAACCCAAAAUGGCAGCAUCCUUCGGACCUCACCAUGCGAAACUAUGCUCGGUUCCGGCAGAAACCUCUGCAGAGAUACAGUCUGACUCAGUGGGUCGACAGGAACAUGCGAAGCCACCAUCGGUUCCAGCGUCUCCCGGACUUCCCUUCAAGUCCAAUUGUCUCGUCCCAUCAGCAGUGAAGGUCCCUCUCCAGGGUCCUGUUCAGAGCAGCAUCUCAUCUUCUGCUCUUUUGUGCUUUGUAGAUUUUGAAUUUUAUUUUUCACAAGAUUUUUAUUUAAAGAACUUGUCACCUUUUGGAAAUUCCCAUUGCUGACUUGAAAUUUUUUUGUAUAAGGUCCUUCUUGUUUGUCUGUGUGCAUGCAUUUAAGCACUGUUACACUUAAUUUUUUUAUUUAAAUUGAAGGUGGUCACUUCUUGAAAGCCAGCAUUAAGCCAGAAUACCUAGGCUGAAGCGAAACACCCACCUCGACACAGAGGUGAAGUCUACUUCUGGUGCCCAGAAGAGAAUCAUCUUUUAAUCUCCUGUAAGGAAGAGAUUACCAGGCUGCAAGCCAGUGUUAAUUAUUGCUGAUGACUUAUAAAUGGAAAUAAGUCACUUUUAACAACCCCACUUACUUUUUUAUUUGAAUCUCUGAGUACUUGUCAGUAUUUUAAAGUUGGUAAUCCAGGACAUUUGAAGUAGGAUGGAGCAGGACAAAAAUCCUGUUGAAAAGACAGAUUAAAAGUGUAAAUCUCUCGUUUUUGUACUUACCAGCUGCCUUUAUUUAUUUAUUUUUUUGCUCCCCCUUCUUCAUUAAAUGUGUUUUGCACAAUAGGUUUACAAAUCUUACACGUUAACUCUGAUGGAAGACUGCUGACUAACCCUUGUCAUUUUGUGGUCUUGUGACUGUCUUCUUUGCCUUUUCUCAAGGAUUUUCCUUCUUUUUUCCCCCGUGACCAUUAUGCUCUUAGGUUCUGUUGGUGUGUUCCUGUAUCCUGUUAGACCUAGAUAUGCCUCCUAAGAACAGCCUCCCUGCGCUCUUAUGAAAGAGCUUCCCACCCAGAGUCUUAACUCCAGGACAGGCCAGAAAGCCGGUACUCUUGAGGUGUGAGUUGGUCUUCAGUUUCAUCUGCUUAACUCAACUUCAAGUAUGAGUUGAUGUGUUAGUCAAUGAGCUGCGUCCUGUCGGAGACACUUUGGAGAGGCACUUUUUGUCUCCAUUAUUAGUUAACAAGAGGUGCCUUUAGCUUCUGGAUAUUACCAUCUCAUUUGAUCAAACCUCUGAUAUACAGUUGGAUAAAACUGCUAAUGUGGGUCUAAUGUAGUUGUGAUUAAGCCUGUGUACAAAAGCAUUACCUGAUCUUUAGGUCUGGAAUUCUAAAUUAAGUUGACAGACUUUGUGUACCCUCCUGAGGGAUGUUUGAGGAGUUUGUCCUUCUUUCUUUACAGAGGCUCUAGACAGCUUUUUGGGGGGUUCUGCAGUCCGGCAUUCAUGCUGUUGUUCAUCCUCCGCGAAGGCUGGACAUAGUUGCCUGUGGUACUGAGCUAGCUGCCUCUGUCUGGUUUUGUGUUUUCAUCAGCCCCACCUUUGUAUGUGAGAAACCCUGCUUUAGAAGCUGACUUGGGAAAGUUUUGGUCAUUCAAGCCACUAGUCAACUUAGAUGGAUGUCCCUAAGUGUUUACUGUUUUUAUCUAGGUGAGGAUUCUCUUCCUUGGACAUUUGGUUUAGAUGCUGGGACCAAAUGCAAGGAAGUUCUGUUCAAAGGCAAGAGUCAAAAUCUAUUAUUUCAGUUGGCAUAAUGGACAUUUACUUCAUUAGUCACUUCUGCAGGUUUCCCUGACUUAGCAUGAUGGAGUAAGAUAAGCAGACAACUACCUUUGGAACCAUAGCAUAAUAAAAAUUCACUGUAGCUGGAAUAGCAAGCACUGUAGCUGUCUGGUCCCCCCCAGAGUGGGGGACCCAAGGAGUGAAGGGACAGCAUUGUGCUUAGGCUCAUGUUCCUGCACUCCUGGUAAAGGAGGGUUUAAGUCUGAAUGUGUAAUGGCAGCAUUGCCUUUGCCAAAUGAGUGACAGGUUAACUAGAAAAUGUGACAAUCACAUUUCCUCUUUGCUCAAAUAAUUCUGUUUUUCCAAAGCGUUAGCAGCUUAAUUAAAUCUCUUGGACUGGGGGAGGAGAGAACUGUUCUCUCGCGGUUAACAUGGUAUUCUUUACGAAGAAAAAAAAACAAAGCCAAAGAAAACUCAUUAUCAGGCGUGUUUGCCUUAAAGAUGGUAGUAGGUAAAAUCUGGAGUUUUAACCUGUUUUUAAAGCUGCAUAUCUCAUAUUUGGUAUUGGGUUCUCAGUCUAGUAUUUCAUGAGUUCUUGCUGUAUUUUAUUUGAGUGAGGGUUAUGUGCAUUUAACUGCCUGCCUAGCUUUCUUCAUUCAUGACGACAUUCUCACCACCGGGGUCUUGACAAAGUGAAAACGUGCCGUUUACAUAGUGUAUUUAUAAGAGCCUGCAGUAACCUGUAGUUUGCAGCUCAUGCAGGCCUGAUGGACUUGAGUUGUCAGGAUCAAUUAUGAAACCGAAGUUUAGUGCCUCCUCUUUAUCAUGUUUUUUCUCUUGUAGCAGUUGUGUUUAAUGUCAUUAAAGAGAAAUAAAAGUUCUUGUCGUG